This is a messenger RNA of Fraxinus pennsylvanica, 2280 nucleotides long. The record is from the annotation of a GenBank genome assembly. NCBI's taxonomy places the organism in Eukaryota, Viridiplantae, Streptophyta, Magnoliopsida, Lamiales, Oleaceae.
AUGGAGACGAAGAGGGUUCGAUUGGUGUUCAAAAAUGACGAGAUUUUGAAAGAAACACAGAAAUCGGAUGGCUUGAAUCGAUGCUGGGUUUUGUUGAAACCCGAUCAACACAGGACAAUCGCCGAUAUCGCCUCUCACCUCCUCCAAGCUUUCCAGCUCCACCAGUCCUGUCCCCAUGGCCUUCUCCUCUCUAUGGACGGAUUUGUGUUGCCAACUUAUGAGUCAACUACCAUUUUGAAGGAUAAAGAUCUAAUCAGAGUAAGGAAGAGAGAGGAUGCUUUGUUUAUAGAAGGACAUAAUGCUGCUCAUUCAGUCAAGAAAUUGAAAGCUUUGGAAAAGCAAACUGUAAAUAGCAGUUUCUUGCUUUUGUCAAAUUUGGAGUUUGAGAAAGGAAAACAAGUUUGUGAGAGUGAUGACUCUGAAGAGAAAGAUGACCUGUUGGAAAAUGUGGAAAAUCCACCCGCUGUAAAUGCAGAUUCCAAGAGGCGAAAAAGAAAAGCAUCAGAGAAACUUCUGUGUUCCAUGAAGAAAAAACAACGUUCUGAGGCUCCUGAAACUGUUCUGAGCGACGGUCAUGUUGGAAAGAUUGAAAACCAUCAGCAGGAUGAAGUUCCUACAAGACAGAAGAGCCUUUCACAGGUGGAGAAGAAAUCUGAUUCUAACGACAAAGAAAAUGAGGAAAAGAAUCAGGAAAAUACUAAAUUAAGCGAUGACAAAGAUGAUUCUAUGCCCAGCACAAAAAGAAGUUUGGAGCUUCAAGAGAAUGGCAAAGAAAUCAAGGAUGCCAGCCAUGAAACUAAAAAGGUUCCAAGUAGAUGUGCUAGGAGGAAGCGUGCUAAAAGGCAAUGGUUGCGUGAAAUGGCUAAAAUUCAGAAGAAAAAUGCUACUUCUGAAUCAGAAAGUCUUAGAAAUUGGAAAGAGGAUCAAGCUAAAGCUGAAAGAAACAAGGCGGAUGGCCAACCAAGAGGAGUGGGACAUUGGAAAAAAGACCCUGCUAAAUCUGAACUAAAGGAGGUGGAUGGCCAAACGAAGGGACUGCUCAAUUGGAAGCAAUAUCCUGGAAGUAAGACGCCUAACAAUAUGGAAAAAUAUCAACAACAAAAUCAAAAUAUAAAUGCACAUGAACACUCAAAUAGAAAUGGUGAUACAUCUUGGCAUUCAAAUCAAUAUAGUGAUGAGGAGGCUGAAGCUGUUCCUGUUGUAGUAAGGCCGGGGCACAUCCGGUUUGGGAUUGUGGGGAAAGAACCAGCUGUGCCUAAAAGUCAAAUACCGGUGGAAAAAACCCAAUGGAAUGGAAUUACCAGCAAGAAGGGCCAAAAAUGGGGUACCACAAAAUGUUCAUUCACCCAAAGAAAUGAUUGUAAAGAUUCAAACAAAGAGUGUUCUGAAACACCGAAUAAUGAAAAAGAGACAUUGUCAUAUACAGGAAUUGACUUUGAUAACCUUCAGCCCCUUUGUAGCAUGCCCAAGGAAGGAGAUGUGAUUGCAUAUCGAACUCUGGAGUUAUCAUCAUCCUGGAUCCCUGAGCUUUCACCCUAUCGAGUUCGAAAAGUAUCAUGGUAUGAUGCUGGAUCUGGUCAGAUUACGCUGAUACCGGUCUCAGAAUGCCCAGUUGGAUCCAAGAAGUUAGAUGAUGAUGAAUCUACAGAGCCAGAUAACUCCCUUCGCAAAGAAGAUGAAGAGGUGGAGAUUGAUUUCUAUUCACUUGUUGAUGUCCGUAUAGUAAAAGGUGGCAGUUCAGGACCAAUAAAUUUAGCUCCUAGUUUUGUAAAUGGAAGUCCCGUGGGCAAUAAAAGUGCUGCAAUUACUGUAUCGUCAAGCAGUAAUAAUAAACAAACAGUUGUCCCCAGCCAAGAGAACGAAGGAGCAAACAACGGUAAACAAACACAAGCUCCUGAAGCAGAGAGGGGUGGUGUAAGCGCUUGGGACAUAUUUUUGACUGAAACUUUACCUGCCGCGGAGGAACAAUCAUCAGAUAAAAAUAGCUGGGGCAAGAGUGCCAAGGUACAACAUUUUGCCAAUACUGUACAACCACAGCACGAAGAUGGCUGGACCAAGAAUGCCAAGAUACAUUCAACAUGGGAACGUAGCUGGGGCAAAAAUACCAAGUCGGUACAACCACAGCAUGAAAAUAGCUGGGCUAAGAAUGCCAAGAAGGUACAACCACCAGGGGAAAAUAGUUGGGGCAAGCAGAAUACAGGCCGAAAACCAUGGUCAUUUAAAAGUUCAAGAGGUGGUGCACAUGGCUCAACUAUGCCUAGAUGGAAGAAUGGGAACUAG